Miscanthus lutarioriparius is the source of this 1968-nucleotide messenger RNA. The record is from the annotation of a GenBank genome assembly. Lineage: Eukaryota; Viridiplantae; Streptophyta; Magnoliopsida; Poales; Poaceae.
AUGAAGCAGCUUCAAGAGGCUCUGGUUGAUAUUGAGACUGAUGCAGAAAAGGUCCUUCUGGCUAGGCAUCAGUUGGUGGAAAAUGAUAAGAUAAGAAAUGGUAACAGGGAGGCGCUGACGGCCCUCCGGAAACAAGCUAGGACAACGAAGACUAGCGUGCCAUCUCCCUUUGAGGUCAUAAUGAAAGAGAUGGAAGGAAGUUCUGGCAAGCAGCUGAUAAAGGAGAUAUGCCCAACUUGUGGAGAUCAUGACCCCAAGGAACAUACUUGGCUAAUGUUUCCUGGAUCAGAUAUUUUUGCCCGUGUUCCAUUUCAUGUCGCACACACUGUUGUGGAAAAAGACCAAGAACGCCUGGAUUUGGAUACCAAGAAGCUGCAAAGCUUUGUCAAGGAGAAAUCGCUUGUGAUUGCCGAGAAAGGCGCCCUAGCAGGCAAAUUAGGGCCCACGUGUCAGCGUUCUGGUCGCAGAAUCGCCUCUUCCUGUCCGCCGUCCGCCGGAGCACCGCCGCACCGGAACCGUCGUACGCCUCCGUGCCCUCGCUCGCGGAGGCGUUGCCGCGGGCCGCAGCGCGGUUCCACCUCGGUGGCCGGCGGAGCUGCUGCCUGGCCACAAGAAACCGUCGCUCUCCCAGCUUUGUACCGGUUCCGAUCAGAAUAUCCGCAUCACGGAGAAGCCCCCACCUCGGGAGUCUCUCGUCACCGCGAUGAAGGUGGAGCUCGCCGCGCGGACCUCCCAGACGAGCAAGGCGGGGAGGAGACCCCGCCGCCGUCCCCGUCAUCCGCUGCUGCGUCGCCCCCGGCGGAGGAUGCGCCGCUCCUCCCCGAUGCGGGCGUGCGGCGCCGGCCGGCGUGCGGGCGGUUCGCGCAGCGCAGCGGCUCCUUCCGCCGCGAAGUCGGCCGGGCCGCCGCCGAGACCUUCCUCCUCACAAGGCUCACUCUGAUCCUCCUCCGCUACCUCGGGAUAGGCUACAGAUGGAUCCGGCAGUUCCUAGCCCUCUGCUGUUAUACCCUCUUGCUGAUGCCAGGUUUUAUUCAAGUUGUAUAUUAUUAUUUCUUCUCUAGCCAAGUUCAUAGAAGUGUUGUAUAUGGAGAUCAGCCAAGAAACAGACUGGACCUGUAUAUGCCCACUAGUACGACAGGGUUAAAGCCAGUUGUGGCAUUUGUGACUGGUGGAGCGUGGAUCAUAGGGUACAAAGGGUGGGGAGCCCUUUUAGGCAGACGCUUAGCAGAAAGAGGCAUCAUAGUUGCAUGCAUUGAUUACAGAAACUUUCCUCAGGGGACUAUUGGUGACAUGGUAGAAGAUGCUUCUCAAGGAAUAGCUUUUGUCUGCAAGAAUAUAGCAAGUUAUGGAGGUGAUCCUAGCAGGAUAUAUCUUGUUGGACAAUCAGCUGGUGCACAUAUUGCUGCAUGUGCUCUCUUAAAUCAGGCCAUUAGAGAAUGUGGUGAAGGAGAUACUUCCUCUUGGAGUGUAUCACAGCUAAAAGCUUACUUUGGUAUUUCUGGCGGGUACAACCUCCUUAACUUGGUUGAUCAUUUCCAUAGACGUGGCCUUUACCGGUCCAUCUUUCUCAGUAUUAUGGAAGGUGAAGAAUCACUCCAGAAAUUCUCUCCACAAGUGAUGAUUAUGCAAUCAUCUGCUAGGUCUGCAGUUUCUUUAUUGCCUCGUAUCAUCCUUUUCCAUGGGACAAGUGAUUAUUCAAUACCUUCAGUUGAAAGCCAAGCGUUCAUUGAUGCUUUACAACAGCAAGGUGCAAAAGCAGAUUUAUUUCUGUAUGAAGGGAAGACACAUACUGAUUUGUUCCUUCAGGAUCCUCUUCGGGGUGGCAGAGAUAAAAUGCUCGAAGAGAUCGCCGGUGUGAUACACAGUGAAGAUCCAGACGUGUCUGCCCAGCACCUCGUCGUGCCUGUUGCAAGGCGUCUUGUUCCUGAGUUCAUGCUGAAGCUUGCUGGGAAAGUAAGCCCUUUCUGA